CUGUUUUGCCGAGUGUUGCAUUGGUUUGAUUUUAGUUUAACUUGGAUUAAGAGACAGAUCAUUUGCAGCUUUCAUUAUCGACAAUUGAGUUUCAAAAGUCGAUUGUGCAAAAUUUCAUCAAAGAAAUGCUGAACAGUGCAAUUUUGAUGAUGUUUUUAUAUUCAAAUUUUGUAUCAUUGACAGACGUAGAAGAUUCAACAGAGUUUCAAGAAAAAAUUUAUAAGGGUAAAGAUGUUACCCGAAAAGGUGCAUACCCUUACUUUUGUUCCAUCCAAAUACCAAAUGACUCUGAUGUGCGUCCAUAUGAACACUACUGUGGUGGAGUAUUGGUGGAAAGAAAUAUCAUGCUAACAGCAGCUCAUUGUCUUAUCAAUGCCUCACUUGUUUCACAAUUUCACAUUUUACCCAACUAUCGACAUUCACGGUUAAUCGGCAAGAACGAUCCCAUUUUCAAAGUUAAAAAUUAUGUGAUACAUCCAGAUUUUUUAAAACAACGACCAAUGAGUAUGUAUGACAUCGCUGUUGUACAAUUGGACAGACCUGAUACUCGAACUAAUGCUAGGCUUCAACUGGCCUCCAGACGUCUUCCUGUUGAUACAAAGGUUAAGAUAAUAGGCUUUGGGAUCACUGAAAACACGUACCUAUCAGAAGUACUGAAAGAAGCAACUGUAAUCAUAAAAGAUGACAAAAAGUGCCUGGAUGAAAAGACAGGAUUUGAGUAUGCUCCAAUUUAUAAUUUCUGUACUCAGAAUAGCGUGGGUGCAGGUGGAUGUUAUCGUGACGCAGGUGAUCCUGCAAUAUGGGAAGAUUCACGUUCUAAUAUAAGUUAUCUUUAUGGUGUGCUGAGUAGCGAACAGACACCCUGUAGAAAGUUCCACACUGAUGUCUUUGUUAAUAUUUUUGCUCAUUUCAAGUUCUUAAAUGAUGUUUUUAUACAAUUUUCUCGUGAUCAAUUUGGAUGCCCUAAACCAUUCAAUUACUGAAUGGACAUUCAGUUAAUGAACUCCAAAAUAUAGCAUUAUGCCAUCCAUUGGCUUUAGACGAGCUUUUAAAUAUCGUAAAUUAUAUCGUCUGAUCUGACCAAAACAGCUUACUGAGAAAAGAUUGCUAAUACAGAUAACAUAAUGCAAUGUUGCACAAAAAAUGAGAAAAAUUAGCAACUUUGAAAGGUCUUAAAUUAUCGAUACCUUUUUCAAUUUGUAUACAAUAUUUUUUUGUGAUAAAACAAAUAUGGUCAGUUGAUUGUAUGUUAUUCAGAGAUGAAUUAUGCAUUGAAAAUUUCGAAUUUGCUGCAAUUAUUAUUGUUAAUGUUUUUUUGUUUCAAACUGUAAUUACCUAAAUAUGCGGCAACAUAAACAUUAAAAUUUGAUUUAGUUAAGGUAAAGGAA
Messenger RNA from Tetranychus urticae (two-spotted spider mite), 1388 nucleotides. Its product is annotated as chymotrypsin-2-like. Gene Ontology annotation, molecular function: serine-type endopeptidase activity. Gene Ontology annotation, biological process: proteolysis. The record is from RefSeq and is a predicted model, not a curated record. NCBI's taxonomy places the organism in Eukaryota, Metazoa, Arthropoda, Arachnida, Trombidiformes, Tetranychidae.